Enterobius vermicularis (human pinworm) is the source of this 1209-nucleotide messenger RNA. NCBI's taxonomy places the organism in Eukaryota, Metazoa, Nematoda, Chromadorea, Rhabditida, Oxyuridae. The record is from the annotation of a GenBank genome assembly.
AUGAAAAAAAUUAGGUUUAAUAAAAUUAAUUCAAACUUUCAGCAGAAACUUAAAGAAUUAGUAUUCGAGUUUGACAAGAAUAACAAACAAUCAACAUUUGGACCGGACUUCAAGUUCUACAGUUUACUGAUUGAAUCAAAAGCUUCUGAUGAUUACGACGACUUUGUUGACGAAUAUAACAAAGCUGCCCAAAAAUAUGAAAAUAAAGUUAAAUUCAUAUUCUUAAACACAGAUGUUGAAGAGAACUGGCAGUCAAUUGAGUACCUUGGAAUUAUUGCCGAAGAUAUACCAGCAGUUCUAUUCAUUAUUCUCGACAAAGGACUUACCAAAUUUAAGAUGCCCUAUGACGAAAUAACGAAGGCGAACAUCGAACAGUUUAUCGAUGACUGUUUCGCAGGAAAAGCAGUUUCCUUUGCGAAAAGUGAAGAUGUACCAGAAGACUGGGACGCAAAACCAGUGAAACAAUUAGUGGGCAAAAAUUUCGAAGAAAAUGUUUUUGUGAAAGGGAAAACCUCCUUUGUGUUUUUCUAUGCCCCAUGGUGCACAGCCUGUCAGAAUACUAUGCCCGAAAUAGAAAAACUUGGCUUAAUGUAUAAUUCCAACAAGGAAAUAAUGAUUGCCAAAAUUGACUCAACAGCUAACGAAGUUCCAGAGACUCCCAUUUUUGAUGUGCCAACAAUCGGUUUAUUUGUCGACGGAGAAAAAAAGCCUAUCUAUUAUACUGACAACGACAGAGAUGCUGCUGCUUUCUCGGCAUUUAUUAAAAAGCAUACCGAAGAAGGCGAUAAAAAGUCGACGCAGAAACAUAAAGACGAAAAAAAAGUAAGGCCAGCAAAAGGAAGCGACGAAGCUAACGAAACGACAGAGGAAGAAUCAGCCUCACAGAAGAAGAAGCAAACAGCUAAAACGGAAGAAAAAAAGAAAGUCAAAGGAAAGAAAGAGAAGACUAGUGAAAAAACAAAACAGAAAGGUAAAGAUGCUAAAGAUCAAGAAAAGGAAAAAAAAGUACCAAAAAGUGAGUCGAAGAAACCAAAAGAAGGAACCAAAACCAAAAAAGCUUCUCCCACUAAAAAAGAUACAACUAAAGGCAAAACUACAACCGAGAAAAAAGGAUCGCAAAAAGGUAAAGGUGAAGGUACGAAGAGGAAGGUCGACAAAGAAAGCAGUAAGAAAGGAAAGCCUGCAAAGAAGCAAAAAACGGAACUGUAA